Messenger RNA from Tribolium castaneum (red flour beetle), 1691 nucleotides. RefSeq lists its product as uncharacterized. The record is from RefSeq and is a predicted model, not a curated record. The transcript has 8 exons. The coding region runs from base 227 to 1678 and encodes 483 amino acids. Gene Ontology annotation, biological process: glyoxylate catabolic process. NCBI's taxonomy places the organism in Eukaryota, Metazoa, Arthropoda, Insecta, Coleoptera, Tenebrionidae. Gene Ontology annotation, cellular component: mitochondrion. Gene Ontology annotation, molecular function: L-alanine:glyoxylate transaminase activity; pyridoxal phosphate binding.
AAUAAUUCUUUGUUUUUAUUUAAAUUCUUUAUCGUUGCAAACAUUAAAAAUAUUUUGGAAGUCAAACAUGAGCACUUCAUUUAUUUCACAUUAAGCUUCACAACACAUUAUAUGAUAAUAUAGCUAUGCCUAUGCCGCAAAUAUACAUUUUUAUUUAUUCAUUUAACUAGUGCCAGUUGUAUUGUUCGUUUUGUCUUGAGUUUUUCUAAUAGCCACAGUUGCGACAAUGAUUCAACUAUCAUUGAAUAAGAUAAUGAAGUGUUCAACAAUUUUAAGAAUGUAUUCAUCCAUGCCAAAAUGUGACUUUGUACCCCAAAAAUAUACGGGCCCAUCGUUUGAAACAAUGUCGGAAAUACGGAAAACAAGGUUGAAUCCAGCCUUAACCACGUAUUACGGAAGCCCUUUGGCCUUCCAUCAAGGGCACAUGCAGUGGUUGUUUGAUAUAAACGGAAGAAGAUAUCUCGACAUGUUUGGCGGAAUUUGCACAGUUUCUGUGGGCCACAGUCAUCCAAAAAUAACCGAGGCUCUACACAAACAGAUACAGAAAUUAACGCAUGUGUCUAACGUCUACUUCCACCCAAAAAUCCACGAAUACGCCGUGCGUUUAACGGAAAAAUUUCCCGGCAAUUUAAAGGUCGUUUACUUCGUCAAUAGCGGUUCCGAAGCCAAUGACUUGGCGGUUCUGAUGGCCCGAAGUUACACAAAAAAUUUCGAUAUUGUAACUCUCAAAAACGCAUACCACGGGAUGACUUACCAAACAAUGGGGCUAACUUCAAACACGGGGUACAAGUACAAAGUGCCUCAAGCGCCUGGCAUUCACAAUAUUAUGAACCCGGACGUUUAUCGGGGCCUUUGGGGGGGCACCCACUGCCGCGAUAGCCCCAUCCAGACCUCGAGGUCUUGCUCCUGCUCGGUGGAAAAUUGCGAAGCUAAAGAUAAAUAUCUGGAGCAACUGCGAGACAUUUUCAAGUACAAUGUUAGGCCAGGGGGCUUGGCUGCCUUCUUUGCCGAGUCAAUCCAGGGGGUUGGAGGGACGGUUCAGUUCCCCAAGGGGUACAUUAAGGGUGCUUAUAAGCUAGUGAAGGAACACGGAGGGCUUUUUAUAUCAGAUGAGGUGCAAACUGGAUUUGGUCGCACAGGUGAGCAUUUCUGGGGCUUUGAAAUGCACGGAAUUGAGCCCGAUAUUGUCACAAUGGCCAAAAGUAUGGGUAAUGGGUUUCCAUUGGCUGCAGUUGUGACACGGCCUGAAAUUGCGCAAGCUCUUGCCAGUUCGAUGCAUUUUAACACUUUUGGGGGAAACCCCUUGGCUUGCACUGUGGGAAUUACCGUUUUGGAUAUAAUUGAGGAAGAACAGUUGCAAAAAAAUUGUCUCGAAAUUGGGACGUAUUUUCUCAAAGAAAUGGAGAAGUUGAAAGCGAAACAUUCAAUAAUUGGGGACGUUCGAGGAAAGGGGUUAAUGUUAGGGGUUGAGCUUGUUGAAGAUGAUAAAAAUGCCUCUCCUUUAGACAGCAAACGGUUCAUGAAAAUGUGGGAAAAGACACGAGAUAUGGGUUUGAUAAUCGGAAAAGGCGGUCUUUUUGGAAACGUGAUAAGGAUUAAACCACCAAUGUGUAUUACCAAAAACGAUGCUGAUUAUACAGUCCAUGUUCUGGACAAAGCGUUUGAGGAAAUAAAAUAAAAUAAAAUGCAAA